Drosophila kikkawai is the source of this 5706-nucleotide messenger RNA. It is a transcript of the gene Upf2, whose product is annotated as UPF2 regulator of nonsense mediated mRNA decay. Gene Ontology annotation, cellular component: cytoplasm; exon-exon junction complex. Gene Ontology annotation, molecular function: RNA binding; protein binding. Gene Ontology annotation, biological process: nuclear-transcribed mRNA catabolic process, nonsense-mediated decay. The record is from RefSeq and is a predicted model, not a curated record. NCBI's taxonomy places the organism in Eukaryota, Metazoa, Arthropoda, Insecta, Diptera, Drosophilidae.
AAGUCAAGGCAGCCGAGCAACAAAACACAGAUGAAAUCUGAUUUCUGGCUGCUGGCAGAUUGAAUUUCAAAACGGAGCAACCGAGAAGCGUGCGACGAGCAAUCGAAACCGAUUCGCAUCGAAUCCGAGCACCGAUCCCGCCAUGCAAGCUAGCGAUUCGACACCCGCGGCUGCUGCCGCCGUCGAUGAGCAGUCGCUGGCAGCGAAUACCACGACAACAGUCGCUGGCCAAGAUGCGGAGAACAACAACCAUAACGAAGGAGUAGGAGGAGGAGGAGGAGCUGAGGAAUUAGAAGCGGAGGCUGAGGCGGAAUCGGAAGCCACCUCGGCCGAGGAGCGCGAGGAACUGCAGCAGUUCAUAAGCGAGCUGCGCGACAAGAUCGAGAGCAAGCGCCAGUUGCGCCUGGAAAACUCCAACUUUGAGCUGCCCGGCGAGGAGCACUUUGCCCGCCUGGACUCCAACCUGAAGAAGAACACGGCAUUUGUGAAGAAACUCAAGGUGUUCACUGCCACCCAGCUGGACGGGCUCCUGCGCGAACUGGCCGCCCUCAAUCUAAGCAAAUACAUCUCGGAAAUCUGUGCAGCUCUGGCGGAAGCCAAGCUAAAGAUGACCGAUGUCCCGGCUGUGGUCACCCUGGCCUCCCGCCUCCAUCGCACCUAUGCGGAUUUUGAUGUACAAUUUCUGGAGGCCUGGCAGAAGGCGCUGAACAUCAAGGCGAAUGGCGAGAAGAUAGGUAAUCCCAGUAAGCUUCGGGUGGACCUGCGCCUCUUCGCCGAGCUGGUUAGCUCAGGAGUGAUCCAAAUGAAGCCGGGCCUGGCUCAGCUGGGCGUGGUUCUGGUCCAUCUGAUAGCCCAGGACAAGGAUGAUCAUAGUAACUUCUCCAUUAUACUCUCCUUUUGCCGGCACUGUGGGGAGGAGUACGCCGGCUUGGUGCCCCAGAAGAUGCAGCAACUGGCGAGCAAAUAUGGCGUGGAGGUGCCCAAGUCGGAUUUCCUGACCGCCGACAAGCAGCUCAAUCUGAGGACCAUGCUCAAGGGCUACUUCAAGGCCCUGUGCAAGCAUGUCCUGGCCGAGCAGGCCGAGCUGAUGAACAUGACCAAGAAUAUACGGCGGAUUAUGGAGUGCAAGGGUGAGAUAUCCACGGAGAAGCGCGAGAAAUGCGAACUGAUGCAGGCGGGCUUCGAUAAGGUCCUGGCCUCGGCCCAAUCCCUGUCGGAGCUGCUGGGUGAGCCGCUGCCGGAGCUGGCCAAGGAGUCGGAAUGCUGCAAUCCGGGCACAGUCAUAGACAAUAUGCUGGACAGUGCUGCCUUUGGUGUGCUGGAUCCUUGGGGUGAUGAGGAGACGCGAGCCUUUUACACGGAUUUGCCGGAUUUGCGGCAGUUUUUGCCCAACUUUUCGGCACCAAAAGUGGAUUUGGAGACUCUAGAGGAGCCCAGUGAGCUCACAGAGGAGGCCAUUGAGGCGAAUCUGGAUGCAGAAAUGGAUAUAGAUGAUCCGCCUUCGACCACAUCGGAUACUGGGUUGGAUGUUGUGGCUCCCGAGGAGCUAACAGUGCCCGCAGCACCAGCAUCAGCAACUCCCCCCUCCACCGAGGAGGUGAAGCCACAGAAGAUGGGCAAUGCCCUCAUGGAGUUGGGCCGCCAGCAGCAGCAGCAACAGCCCCAGCAGAAUCCUAGCCAGAGCACCUCCCAGACCCAGUUGCGUCAGCAGUUUGAUGCCUUUCUGCUGAACCUCUUCAACUGCGUCAACAAGGAGCUUAUUGACUCGGCGGCCAUCGAGUUUUUGCUUAAUUUCAACACGAAACAUCAGCGGAAGAAGCUCACCCGCACCAUCUUCUCGGUGCAGCGCACCCGUUUGGAUAUACUGCCCUAUCUGUCCCGCUUUGUGGCCAUCAUCCAUCUGUGCAACACCGACAUGGCCGCCGAUCUGGCCGAGCUGCUGCGCAAGGAGUUCAAGUGGCACAUUCGCAAAAAAAACCAACUGAAUAUUGAAUCCAAGCUGAAGAUUGUCCGGUUCAUCGGGGAGCUGGUCAAAUUUGGUCUCUUCAAGAAGUUCGAUGCCUUGGGCUGCCUAAAGAUGCUGCUGCGCGACUUCCAGCAUCAUCAGAUCGAGAUGGCCUGCGCCUUUGUGGAGGUCAGCGGUGUCUAUUUGUACAAUUGCCGGGAUGCCCGGCUCCUGAUGAAUGUCUUUCUGGAUCAAAUGCUGCGCAUGAAGACGGCCACGGCCAUGGAUUCCCGCCACUCGGCCCAGAUUGAGAGUGUUUACUAUUUGGUGAAGCCACCGGAGUCAUCGAAGCGGGAGGCGACCCCGCGUCCGCCCAUGCACGAGUACAUCCGUCAUUUGAUCUUCGAGGAGCUGUGCAAGCAAAAUGUGGAGCGCUGCAUCAAGAUGCUGCGACGCAUCGACUGGCAGGAUCCGGAGACCAACAGCUAUGCCAUCAAGUGCCUCAGCAAGGCUUACCUGCUGCGCUUCCCGCUGAUCCGCUGCCUGGCGGAUCUGGUAUCGGGCCUGAGCUCCUAUCAGCCGCGUGCCGUGACCGUGGUCAUAGACAAUGUCUUUGAGGAUAUACGGGCGGGUUUGGAGAUCCAUUCACCCAGGAUGGCUCAAAGACGCAUAGCCAUGGCCAAGUAUCUGGGCGAGAUGUACAACUACAAGCUGGUGGAGUCCACGCACAUCCUAAAUACCCUGUACUCGAUUAUAUCGCUGGGCGUGUCCAUGGACCAGAAUGUGGUCUCACCCUUGGAUCCGCCGGAUAGUCUGUUCCGGCUGAAGCUGGCCUGCAUGCUGCUGGACACCUGUGGACCCUAUUUCACCAGCCAGGCCACGCGCAAAAAACUGGACUACUUCCUGGUCUUCUUCCAGCACUAUUACUGGUUCAAGAAAUCGCAUCCUGUGUUUAGCCGUUCGGAAAACACCUCCGAUUUGUUUCCCAUCCUGGUGGAUCACACCUACCGCGACUGCCUGUCCAGUGUGAGGCCCAAACUGAAGCUGUACAAGAGUCUGGAGCAGGCCAAGGCGGCAAUUGAUCAGCUGCAGGAUAAGCUAUAUCCCCAGCUGAAGAGCAGCAGCAGCAGUAGCCUCAACUGUGGCGGUAACAGCAGCAACAUAGCUAGCCAGGAUCCAGCCUUAACAACCAUCAGCGAGAUCAACGAACUGGAGGACAAUGUCACCGAUGAGGAGGAUUCUGCCUCCUCCAAUGACCAGCGAGAGCGCCAGGUGGCUGGCAGCCAGGAGGUCGAACCGGAACAGGCCAAUGAUUGGACGGAGAAUGAGACAGAGCCACCGCUGCCACCACCACCGCCCCCUGAGAAAUCCAAGGAGGAUCUGGAAUUUGAGCAGAUGUACGAGAAGAUGACCACAGACUCAUACCAGGAGCGCCUAAAGGAGCCACUAAAAGCCACCGCCAAGGAUAUACCAGUGCCGAUGACGGCCCGCCUGCAAAAGAAGUCCUACGAUCAGCUUAAUGGCGGCUCCAGUCAAACCUCCUUGCAGAUCUCAAAGGGAACCAGCGCCGUGGUGACGCACGAGGGAGCUCCAGGUGCUCCAGGCAUCAACAGUGGCCCUGAAGCUCAAGUCGAGGGCAGCAAAUCUGGUGGAGGAGGAGGAACCACCGCCGUGCCCUUUGUCCUAAUGGUACGCGGCCACAAGGGCGGCAAGCAGCAGUUCAAAUCCUUUGUGGCCGCCUCAGACUCCCAUUUGGCCAUCAAUUUGAAGCGCCAGGAGCAGGCCAUACGCGAGGAGAAGGAGAAGGUCAAGCGCUUGACUUUGAAUAUAACAGAGCGGAUUGAGGAGGAGGAUUACCAGGAGUCACUGCUGCCGCCGCAACAGCGCAAUUUUGGCCAUCAAAGCUACUACCAGAAGCCGAACAAGCACAAGUUUAAGCACCAAAAGGGCGCCCCAGAUGCGGAUCUCAUCUUUCACUGAGAAAACGGAACAAAUGUGGCUGUAAGCUAACAGAGCUAAAUUCUCCAGGGACUGCGAUUGCGACUGAGGGCGGGGGUUAGGAUGGAGGCUCCAAGAGCCUGCAUAGAAGCUCCCAACCGACAAGCACACAAACACACCUCAGAAAUCGUACUUAAGCCCACUGAAAACUGAAGACAAGAAAAAGGCAGAAAAGCCAGAAAGCCCUCGCAAUCGCAGCCAGCUCAAGCCAUGGGGGGGUCAUGGCACUCGCACUCGUACUCGUCCUCGAUAUUAUCCUGUACAUAAUAUAGAACAGAACAGAAUGGAACGGAACAGCCUCUGCAUCUAACAUACGUAGAGGGAAACCCCAACCCUAACCGUAACCGUAACCAUAUAUCUUAAAUAUUACAUAGUACGUACCAUUGCCUAGACUUGUUUCGAAAACAGAACCUAAUGUAUACAACGAUAUAUACCACACACAUACAUAAACAGAUAUUCAUAUACAUAUAUAUAUCCAUCUAUAUGCAUGUAUAUAUAUAUAUAUAUAUAUAUAUAUUCGGUGUACAUAAACUGGGCAUCCAUGUUAAAUGUGUUUGCAAAUUUAAUUGACAUUUUUUUGGAAUUGGAAAAUGGUCUGAAAAUGAGUAAGAGAAAGGGAGGUUGGUUUUCUCUUUCUUGCCUUUUAAAAGGAUUCAGAAUUCUCUUCAUAAAAUGAAAAAUACUUUUUCCACAAUAAUUUUCUUAUUUUUCAUCGUAUUUAAAAAAAAAAGCUGUUUAAAAAAGUUUGCAAGUGUAAGAGUGAGAUAGAGAUAUAUUAGUUGUCUUCUUCUUUUUUAAAGGGUCCUAGAAUUCUCUCCAUAAGAUACACUUUUUUUCUACAAUAAUUCUCGUAUUUGAAUGAUUUUCUCAGCUUAAAAAAAUGAUUAAAAAUAGGAUAGAGAGAUUGGAUGGGUUUUCUCUCUGUCUCUCUCUCGUCUCUCUCUCUCUCUCUCUCUCUCUCUCUCUCUCUCUCUCUCUCUCUCUCUCUCUCUCUCUCUCUCUCUCUCUCUCUCUCUCUCUCUCUCUCUGAAAGGACCCUCUUCCCAAAUCAGAAAUUAAACUCCUUUUCUUUAUAUUUUUUUUUCUCAUUUUUAUUUCACUAAAAAUUAGCAUCAAAACAAUUGAAUUUUUUCGACUUUUUAAUUCGUUUUUCGGUUUUUUCCUUUUUUUAUUAUUAAUAAAAAUUACUCAAAACACGUUCAAAAACCAACUCGUUUUCUUCUGCUACGCUUUAAAUAUCUUCUUUUUUUUUUUUUUUUUUUUUGUUAAUCAGUAAUCAGUACAAAUGGCAAAAAAAUAUAUAUAUGUAUAUAUAUUCAUAUAGUAGUAUUAAUUUACUAUUAAUGAACCGAAGAAAAUUCAAUAAUUAAACAAAAAAACACACACAAGAGACUAAUUAUUACAAAAAAUAAAUGAAAUGUAUAAAAACACAUUAGGUUCUCCUGUUCUUUCUUAUUAUUUUCUCUGGUUUUCCUUUUUCGUUUUUCCAUUUUGUAAAAAAGAAUUAUUAUAAAAAUGAUUAAAUAAAAAAAGGGCGGCUACAAUUAACAAUUACAAGCUUAAAUGUUAAUACGCUUAAAUAUUAAUUUUUUUAAAGUUAGAUUUUCUUUUCUUUUCUUUUUUAAUAUAAAACAAAUAGGGGGAAAGAAAUUUAAGAGGAUAGCUGGGGGAUGGUAACAGGCCUUCAAUUCUUGAAUUUUUUAAUUAAAAAACAAAAAAUACGCAUAAAAAAAUAAAAAAUAAAAUAAAAUACUAUAAAAAAA